Gasterosteus aculeatus aculeatus (three-spined stickleback) is the source of this 4286-nucleotide messenger RNA. The record is from RefSeq and is a predicted model, not a curated record. Lineage: Eukaryota; Metazoa; Chordata; Actinopteri; Perciformes; Gasterosteidae.
GCGCUGCGGAUUAUAAGGCACUGUCGUUUUUGAGAAAAUUAAAGGCUUUUAAGUGCGCCUUAUAGUGCAGAAAAUACAGUAUUGAGAAAUGUGUCCUAGCAACUGUAAAAAACUGUAAGAUGUUCUUAAUUAAUGAACUGGUCUGUGAAAUUACGUAAAACGUCAUACAUAUGAAACCAAGUUUUUUUCAAUCGCUAACAAUUACUUACCCAUACUUCAGAAAUUUUUUCUAAACUCUUAACACAGACUCACACCUACAAGACACAAUUGGCCAAAUUGAUAAUUUUCUUCUCAAAAACACAUUUUGUUAAAUAUAUACUAACUCUUGAUUUCAAAACAGAACAUCUUUCUCUGCACACACUAACUUUACCAAAACACUGGAAAUCUGACUCAAAAUGAAAUUAUUCUGUCAAAGAAUAACAUUUGUUUUCACUUCACAAGAUACAUGCAGUCAAACAAAGUACACCAGGUUUCAAAAUUCUGGCUAUUGUUGACAUUAUAAACAUUGCAUAGACUUUUAUGUUUCAGGUAACAUGCAAUCCACCAUUUACACCAAAUUUAUUGGUUUGGAACUGUAUGCGCACAUGUACAGUAAUGUUCACAUUCAAACGCAUUCCAGUAAAAAGCAAAUCAGUUAUUUAGUUUCUUAACUGUUUACCAAAGAAGGUACAGUAGAAACAGAAUAAUAAAACAGAAAGGUUUAUUUUAUUUUAACAAAAUAUUCAUGAAACACACGAGCAUUCUGAAAAAACAACAACAGCCAAAAGCCCUGAUGACAAGGGGGGAACUAAAAAUGGCAAACAAUGUAUGCAUCUAAUUCCUGCGAUCUUCAGGGUUCGGCCACAUGUUUUCGUCAACAUCACAUCUGACAUCAUCUAAGGCGAUGCACCUGGGAUAAAACCGCUUGGCAUGUCGGAUCCACCCUUGGCAAUCUUGAACUGUGAUGUCCCUGCAGCCAGCAUCCAUGGCUUCAAGGAGGGAAAUCUGGGAUGUCCUGUAACUCCAGACAGAGAAGAGGAGCCUUCUUUGCCAUAGCCACCUCCCUUCUCCUCUCCUCCUCCCGUCCCCACCCCCCUUUUCAGCCCCCUCUCUUCACCUGUUGAGUGUUUUUACCCCCACUUUCUAUCCCUACACGUCCUCCAUCACCUGUGACCAUGACAACCUCAGCCCUUCGCCGGCAGGUGAAGAAUAUCGUGCACAACUAUUCAGAAGCGGAGAUCAAGGUUCGCGAGGCCACCUCAAACGACCCUUGGGGCCCGUCCUCGUCCCUCAUGUCGGAGAUCGCUGACUUGACCUUCAAUGUGGUGGCGUUUGCUGAGGUCAUGGGCAUGGUGUGGAAACGCCUCAACGACAGCGGCAAGAACUGGAGACACGUCUACAAGGCCCUGACUCUGCUGGAUUACCUGCUGAAGACCGGAUCAGAGAGAGUGGCCCAGCAGUGCCGUGAGAACGCCUUCACCAUUCAGACGCUACGGGACUUCCAGCACGUGGACCGUGACGGCAGGGAUCAGGGGGCCAACGUGAGAGAAAAAGCACGGCAACUUGUGUGUCUCCUGCGGGAUGAGGAGCGGCUCCGGCAGGAGAGGAGUCAAGCCCUGAAGACCAAGGAACGAAUGGCCGGGGGAGGCAGUGGAGGGGGCGUGUUCGGAGGUCUUCCUCCGUCUUACCAUCCAGGCAGGCGCACGAGCCAGCCCAGCAUGGCUGUGCUGUACGGGGAGGAGUUCAGCCGCUCCCGAGGCUCUCCGUCCUCCUUCAACUCCUCGUCCUCGUCUCCUCGUGCUGCUUCAGACCUCGAGCAGGCUCGACCACAGACCAGCGGCGAGGAGGAGCUGCAGCUCCAGCUGGCUUUAGCCAUGAGCAGGGAGGAGAGUCAGAAGGAGCAGUGCUGUCGCCAAGGAGACGAGUCUCUGUUACAGAAGGCCCUGGAUGAGAGCCGGAGAGAGAGUCAGUCGGAGAUAGAUGGGUCAACCAUGCUGGACCUGGUUGACAUUUUCGGCACCUCGUCUGAGGUCCCAUGUCAGCCAGGUGACGCUUGGAACUCUGCGCCGUUUGCCGAUGACAUCACCUCUGACCCCUGGGACUCUGUAGCGGUCCACUCCAGCACUCCUGUGACUGGCAGCCCUUGGGCGGCCCCUCCCUCGUCCUCCGAUGCGUCCAAUCCCUGGGCGCCACAUGCUGACUCACGCACAGAUCCCUGGGAAGCAGCGCCAGUCUCCUCCAGUCCUGCCAAUCAUGCGUGGGACAGCCCAACAGAAGGAGGAGGUGAUGGGACAGAUCCGUUUGAUGAUCAGGAAGAGGAGAAUCCCAAACGGGAGAUUGUUCAAGUGUCUUCCCCACAACCUGCCAGUCCCACAGGUAGUUCUACAGAUGCAGAGUUGUUUGGAGUAAAGGCAGAUUCUGACCCAUUUGCUGGAACGGCUUCCAGACCGGAUCCAUUUGGGACAGACGCUGAGGUGAAACCCCUGGUAAAUGGAAGAGAAUCGUCCAGCCCGGAGAUGUUCGACCUGUCCCGGCUAGCACCCCCGCUCAGCGCCCCACCUUCACGCAUGUGUCGAACCCCAGAGGCCUUCCUAGGACCUACGGGGGCCUCGUUGGUCAAUUUAGACGCUCUGAUACCGUCCAACCCCCAGGGGAAGUUGCACAACAACCCCUUCCUCUCAGGUCUGAGUGCUCCGUCUCCUAGCAACCCCUUCCACUGCGAUCAGCCUCGCCUCACCCUCAACCAAAUGCGACCCUCCUCCACAUCGCCUCUGCCCCCCCACAUGCUCUCCUACAGCCCGUCGCUGCCUCUCCCUCUGCCCCACCAGCAUUUCGUCCUCCCCUCGUCUUUCACGCAACCUCCCGCCGGACUCCUGGACCUUCCCUCCAACCUGCCACAGCCCCUGCUCCCCCUUUCUCCUCGUCAUGCGCAGCGCUCCCAGUCACAGACACAGAGCCACAAUCCUUUCCUCUGAGGCCGCCUGCGUCUUCCUGCUCUGCAGGGUCUGCAGAGUUAGACCACAGGACGGAUUCUCCUUGGAUUUAUUUAUGCAGACUACAGCGAGAAUAGUUUAAAUGAGCCGGAACUGGACGUCUUUGUGCGCGCUUCAAGCGGACAAACCUCAGAUCGGACGUAUUUGUGUGUGUCUAAGCCACACCAGCUGCUAUAUACCCUGAUCUCUUGAAGAAAAGUUAACUCUAACACAAACACAUGUACGUACACACACGCGCGCACACACACACACACACAACACACACACGCACACACUCAGGCGCACUUAAGGGUGCAUAGACACAAACAUGCACAGACCACCGAACUAACAGGGUGUAUCUCGACAUCCCCUUUGAUGCCUUUUCCCCAUCAACAGUGAUAACUCCAAGCACCCUUUGAGCACAGAGCCAGAACUGGUCCUUUAGAAGAUCGUGAUGAAGACACUUACUUUGAUUGUCCACCAGGAUUCACAAGGAUCCUUACCGCUGCUGCUUCACCGACAAAAGCAUGAAUGCAUCCCACCCCCGAGACUCCAAACUACUCUAUUCCGAUGAACACCCGAGACUAGUUCCUCAAAUGAAUCCUCUUUUCCUCAUGGGUCAAAUAGUCCCUUAAAGCUUUAUUGGCACAAUUGAAUCACUGUUAGAUUUGAAGCAGUAUUCAGCACUGUGGGAGAGACUCACGUGUUCCUCCCUACAUAAUGAUAUCAUUACAUAAUAGCAGGCUCAUCAGUAACUGGUCCUGGGUUAGAUACUUAUUUGUGAUAGCAGCCCCAAAAGGAUCCUUCAAACUAGACCAAACCAGCUGAGGCCAAACCUCACUAUCUCAAUCUGGGCCUGAAUUUAUUAAGUCAUUGUAACCGAUCUGACCCGUGCGUCCGUCUCCACAGCCGACCACAAAGCAUUCCCUGCUGGUUCAUAUUGCCGCCAUAACGGAGGACCUCAGGGAGACUGUCCCUCCUCCAACUAAAUUCAACCUCGGUAAAUGGAGAGGCAUUGGUCGGCAGAUAAAACAACGGAAAUGGGCAUAAAACUGUGAGCAGACAAAAUACGAGUGAGGAGGAGGGAGGAGUAAAAGAAGUAAGAGGAGAAAUAAGCUAAAACGACUACAGAUGAUUAGUGAUGUGUCAAUGGCUCCUCUGGUUGUUAGGAACAAGGAAUGUAACUAGAGAGAUGUUUGGACAUCACCGCACUGAACCUGAAUGUGAAAUGCCUGCCUAUAGAUACACAGGCCGAGUACAAAUGUAUUUACAGAAUGAUACCUAUAAAGUAUUAUAAAAUAUUAUGCCAAUAAAUGAAUGGUGUUUGAAUUAUAA